Molecule: messenger RNA, 738 nt
Organism: Acanthosepion pharaonis
Lineage: Eukaryota; Metazoa; Mollusca; Cephalopoda; Sepiida; Sepiidae
Source: the annotation of a GenBank genome assembly
AUGUCCAUCUAUCUAUCUUUGUCUAUUCAGAUCUAUCUCUAUUCAGAUCUAUCUCUAUUCAGAUCGAUCUAUCUAUCUCUAUUCAGAUUUAUCUAUCUCUAUUCAGAUCUAUCUAUCUAUCUCUGUCUCUUCAGUAUCUAUCUAUCUCUGUCUCUUCAGUAUCUAUCUAUCUAUCUUUGUCUGUUCAUAUCUAUCUAUCUAUCUUUAUCUAUCUAUUUAAUAUAUGUCUGUUCAGAAGUAUCUAUCUCGGCCUGUUCAUCUAUCUAUCUAUCCUGGUAUACCCUUCUCUUUUUCUUUUCCUUUUUCCUUCUCUUUUUCUUUUUCCUUCUCUUUUUCUUUUCCCUUCUCUUUUUCUUUUCCCUUCUCAUUCUUUUUUUCUUUUUCCUUCUCAUUCUCUUUUUCCUUUUCCUUCUCUUUUCCUUUUCCUUUUUCCUUCUCACUCUCUUUUUCUUCUCCCUUCUCAUUCACUUUUUCUUUUUCCUUCUCAUUCUCUUUUUCCUUCUCUUUCCUCACUUCAUUUUCCUCCUAUCUUUCUUUUCAAUUCUUCCCUUUCCUUGUCUUCUCCGUGUCGCCUAUUUUUUUUCUCUUCUUUUCCUUUUGUGUGUGUAUGUGUCUCCGUGCGUGAUUAAAACUCUCUCUCUCUCUCUCUCUCUCUCUCUCUCUCUCUCUCUCUCUCUCUCUGUUAAACGGCACUAUUGUCACAAUCGUCGGGGAGAUUCGUACUCACGUCUCAGGUAA